AUGAUCCGCGAGGUGCUUGGUUUCCAUGCUGAGGUCGAUCCUACAGUGGGUGGGAAUGGAGCUUCUCCAGUCUUCGCUUUGGCAGGAUGUACCGACUUCAACGACAAAGACAACAGGGUCUGCGGCGUCCAAGAAACGACGAUCCAUGUGAGCGUGGACUCUUGGAUUGGAAGCUAUGCUUCCACUCAGAAUCAGUUCGCCAAGGAGUAUCCAAGACUUGCGGCGGAGGAUUUAGGAAGCAUGGGGUAUGCAGGAGAAGAAUCCAUGUAUGUAAGCCGAGCGAUUCUCCAAGCUGCCUACAGCGAAUCGGGUCUCGCCCUGGAUUUCUACAAGAGCUACAACACGACGCAUCAUGAUCCGAAGAAAUACUUCGACUCCAUUCAUGGUGUGGACCUGUCAGAAUUGGCCAAGUGCAAUGAGACGGAUAUGAGCAAUCCGAGUCGAAUGGGAGACUAUGCCCGAUAUUCAGGUGACUAUGACGGGGUUGUAAACCAAACAGAUGGUUCAUUUGCUGCUAAGUGUGAUGCAAACAACCGCUGGUGGUUUGCUCCCGCAUGUCGUCACAAUUCCUCAGCAUGUAUCCCUGUCUUCACGGCCGGGACCGGUUGGAAGGUGCAGGCCAUGAUGCAGUGGUCAACUGCAUAUGGAAUUCCAGCUGCCAUUGCAGUCUCGGGCGGGUGGUCUUUGUUCGUGAAGCACGUGCAGACUUUCCGAGCUCUUCACUACUGGUGGGUUCCAGAUUCGACCUUCAUCGACAUGUUGCCCGAGCAGUUGAUUUUUGCCCGGCACAGUGCCAACGAAUGGCUCGCUGGAGACAAGAAGACCGGAGGCCUUGGAAGCUAUGUGUCCAAGAUGGUGAGCAACAACUUACGGUCCAAGGCUGGCAGAGUGCGAGAGUUUCUCUGCAGUUUUUUGCCUGGCAAUGUUUUCGAUGUCAGCCAUUUUUUAUAA
Molecule: messenger RNA, 951 nt
Organism: Durusdinium trenchii
Lineage: Eukaryota; Dinophyceae; Suessiales; Symbiodiniaceae
Source: the annotation of a GenBank genome assembly